AGGAGUUAAAAUUGUUAGUAAUUAGGAGAUCCAGUAGGCCUUGGCCGAUUGAGCGCAAAUGUUUGGUGAAAUGGUCGCUGAGUCUACGCCUGGUCUCACCGAUGUACAAGAGGUCACAUGGGGAAUACCGGAUGCAGUAGAGGUGAGAGGAGGUGUAUGGGGACCUCUGCCACAUCUGGAAGGGUUGCUGGGUUCCCUGAAUGGAGAUGAGAGAGGAGGUAUAGGGACAGGUGUUACAUCCCCUGAGGUGAAAGCACCUGGAGAGGGGGUAGUUUGGUGUGAAGGGAUGAGUGAACCAAUAAUUUGUGGAUGGUACAAUCUCUGUGAAAGAUGGAAAGGGCUGUAGAUGGGAAGAUAUGUCAAUGUCUCAUUUUGUUAUCACGUUGGAGGUGAUGGAAAUGUCGGAGGAAGAUGUGUUGGAUGCGGAAAGAGCCUGUUCAUGUUUUCCAGUGAUGCUGUCUGACCCAUUGAGUUAUUCCAGCACUUUGUGUCUUCUUUUGUAAACCAGCAUCUGCAGUUCCUUGUUUCUACAAAGCAAUUGCUGUGCUGUUCUGCUCUGUUUAUGAUUAAUGCAGAUACUGAGAUGAUUAUUAAAAAGUGGAUUAAGAGCAAUAUCAUUCUUUUGCAGCUAAAUGGAAGAACCAGAGGACAACAUGGUCCAAGUUCGCAAAUCCCAUAAAGUGGAACAAAUGGUAUCAAAGUGGCUUCGCCUUACACGAGAUAGUUCACAGAGGAAUCGAGCUGCUGCUGAUGAUGUGUCUGCUAAUACAAACCAACUAGACGUCCCAUUAACAGUGACAGUAAAGAUUAACAAAGAUCCACUGCUGGAUUACGGAUUUCUUCUAUCAAAAGAUACACCAACAUGUGUGAAGUCUAUCAGUGCAGGUGGACCAGGAGAGGGAAAGCUGUUCCCAGGAGAUCAGGUUAUAAAGAUUAACAAUAUACCUCUGGAUUCUAUUUCCCAAGAACAUAUAGACAAUAUUAUCAGGGAAUGUGGUAACUCAAUUGCAGUCACCGUACUUCGAAAUACCUCAGGGCCCAAAUCAUCAUUUAUUACUGAAGAAAAACGAGCCAGGUUGAAAAGCAACCCAGUCAAAGUACGGUUUGCUGAAGAAGUGAUCGUCAAUGGCCUUACACAGGGUAACUCACUUCUGUUCAUGCCUAAUGUCCUUAAGGUGUAUUUGGAAAAUGGACAGACUAAAGCCUUUAGAUAUGAAAAAAAUACAACAGUGAAGGAUAUCAUUCUAACCUUGAAAUCAAAGUUGUCCAUCCGCUGCAUUGAACACUUUGCAUUAGUUUUGAAGGAGCGGUUCAGUGCUAGUAAAGUCUAUCUCUUACACGAAGAUGAGAUAAUAGAACAGGUCGUACAGAAGCGAGAAGCACGUGACUAUAAAUGCAUCUUCAGGGUGUGCUUCUUGCCAAGAGAUCCUCUGGUGGUUUUACAAGCUGAUCCAGUUACCUUUAAUUACCUCUAUGUGCAGAGUUGCAAUGACGUACUGCAGGAGAAAUUUGCAAUGGAGAUGAAAUGCAACACUGCAAUCCGCCUCGCAGCAUUGCAGAUUCAGGAAUGCAUCCUCAGCUCCAAGCAGUCUCAGAAAAUCUCCAUGAAGUAUAUUGAGAAGGAUUGGGGAAUUGAGAACUUUGUCUCGCCAACUCUGCUUCAUAACAUGAAGGAAAAAGAUGUUAGAAAAGCAAUUAAUUAUCACCUGAAGAACAAUCAUAGCUUGAUUCCACCAGGACAAAAGCAACUGAUAUCGACAGCUCAGGCCCAGCUGAACUAUCUAAACAUACUGAGUAACCUUCGAACAUAUGGUGGAAAGACCUUUAAUGCAACCCUGAUGUUGCAGGAUAGAGAAUCAUUUGUUACAUUGUUGGUGGGAGCCAAAUAUGGUAUCAGCCACAUAAUUAACAGCAAGCUUAACAUUAUGAACCAGUUAACAAACUUCAACAACAUCAGAAAGCUGGAGUUGACCUUUGAAUGUGACAAGGUCAGCAUGGUGAACAUCUACCUGCAUAAUAUGAAGUCCCUGACAUUGUUACUGGAAUCUCACCAUGCUAAAGAUCUUGUGUGUUUCAUCGCUGGCUCUCAUAGGCUAUAUGUGAACUCUGGAGACUCCAUAUUCACCUGGCCAGGCAAUUAUCAAAGUCAGCUGCUUACCACUGAGGAAGGUGAUGAGACCCGAGGACUGAGCGAUUCAGAGUCAUCAUCAGACAUUGACACAUCGCUGGACACAUCUGUCCACAGACUAAGAAAUGGGUUCACACAGUCGCUGAAUGAAGAAGAUGAAGAUGCCAAGAACUCAGAAAGUGAGGCUACCGACAGUGAUUACAUGCGGGAGGAUGUCCUGGAAGAGACCAGUUGCAGUAUAGGAUCAGACCUUAAUGAUGAAACAAGUCAGGGAGGUGACACUUGUGAAACAAGCUGUUCUGUUGACUCUCUGGAAGAAUUACAGAUGGAGACUUCAACGAGCAGCAUAUCAGGUCUGCAUUCGUACGAUGACUUGUCCGAAGAGGAUGAUAAAGAUUCUGCUACUGCCGAGAGUGAAAGUGAGCCAGUUAUGAAGAAGCAUUGUACAUUGCAAUCUAAAACCAGCUUUCCUCAGCUUUCAAUUGAAUCUCUGACCUCCACUCCGACCUCUGAGUGUGACAAAACUGAUAUGAAGGAAUUGGUGACUUGUUACUCAACCGACCUCAGUCCAAGUAAGGAUCAUUCCGCUGCAGAAAGCUGGGAUCAGUGUGCCGAAGAUGUGGAUGGGAGCACCAUACAAGGGAACAUAUUUUGGAAUUUGACAUACCACAAUAUGGCCACAGAGUUACCACCCAUUCCUUCCCCAGUUGAUGAUGGGGAUGUAUCCGAUUUAAAGUCUGCGUGUAUGAAGGGGAUUGAAGAGAAAUGGAAUAUGCAGACACCUCCAAGUUAUUAUGAGAGCACAAAUGGCAUUGAGUCUGCGGAAAGUAUUAAGGAUACAAAUGAAGUAGCAGAACAUGUAAUGAAUACAAAAAAGGGACACUUUGAUCCUAAGGACAUUUAUGAUGUACAACCUGAACUAUCCCAGCUUUAUUCAAACAAAGUUGAAGAUCUCAUGUGUUGUCAUGACAGAGAUGAUCUUGUAUCAAGAAAGCAGCAAUUGCCAUUUCCCUCUUCGGUGGCAGGUAUGGAGACCAAAGCUGCCUUAUUGAAACAUAAGCCAUUGAAGCCGUGCUCUGUCAGCAUCAAUAAAAAGGCAGCACCUAACUUAAUGGAAAUGGAGCCUGAUAGCAUGGAAAUUAAAUCAGUUACAGAAGCAAUAACAGUCAUCACUACAGUUUCAGCUACACGCUACCCAUGUGAUACAGGCUCUAAAAUUGGCUACACUUCAAAAACAGAUGGUUCUGAAAUGGUUGAAAGUAUAAGUGAACCUUUCACUGAUGUGAAACCACCCACAACAGCUUGUUCCAAUAUUGAGCAAUCUCAAAGUUCUUCAGAAGUAAUUGUUGAGCUUGGAGACUUAUCCGUUCACAACUCGAUAAAAGAUAAGGCACACUUUGUUGGCACUGCAGCCUGUACUGAUGAACAACGAACCCUGAACACAGUUAACAUGAUAAGCAAAGACCAAGGUGUUGUUAUUGUCCAAAGCAGUGUAGUCCUGGAACAGGUAGAUUAUACGUAUGGCCCACAGUCAGACUUAGAUCAAAAUGGAACUGCACUUAGACUUGCAACAUAUGAAACAGACCUCAAACAGAAUACAGGCACUUACAAGGAAGAAUCUGACAAAUGUGACAAAGGAGAAUCAUGUUAUCAAAAAAGCAAUCGCAGUAUAACUUCACAAAAACAUUUGGUGAUGUUCAACAGAUAUCAAGAAGAUUUCCCAGAAAUGUCAGUAUUGGGAGAGGAAGUAUCUGACAAGAGAGACUCCUCCAUGGGAGACAUAAAUGUGCAUUCUCUUGACGUGAACAGAUUGGUUUUGAAUUUAAAUUGCAUGUCCUUAAAGACAUUUGGCACAGUCAAACAUUUGGCAUCACCAACCUUGGAACCAAAUAUGGAAAUUUUCUCAGUGAGGCCCUCAAACAGUUCUAGCUUUCACGGGGAACAUGAGGAAAAGAACAAAUCAAAAUCUGAAUGGAAUUGCUGGAAACAGCUUGAGUCACUUGUACAUCCCACACAAACAAACAUAGAUAACCCCAAUGCAACACUGGUUUCCCCAGGGGAUGAAAAUGCUUCCUAUAAAGGAAUCUCACAAAUACAUAAAUCAAAGCUACUUUAUGAAGUAGACUACUCAGCAACUCAGAAAUCUCCAGCACUAGUAAGUGAAUGUCCCCCUGGUAAAGCCAACAGCCACAAAGAACCAGAAGAGGAGCUAGGUCUGAGCUGUGGAGAAUUGGUCAUGGCUCCGAAGGAUACAAUGAGUAAAGAGCUCUCAACAAGUGGAACGGAAGCAUGUAGCUGCCAGGUGGUAUAUGGGAAUUGUUUCAGAGCAUUAGGCAUUGAUGCUAAUAAUGAAAGCAAAGAAGUAGAAAGUCUCAAACAGCGACCUUCUCCAAGGACCACCCCACCUGAUUCAGGAAACCCAUUGCCUCAAAUCUUCACUACAUCUAUUAAACAAGGUGAAGAAAGCAUGGCAGCCGACUAUUACUUUGGUGUUCCUGAAGGUGACACUGCUGUGAAGAAUGCAAGUCUGGCCUUGUUACUACUAAAAGAUAAAAUAUACAACAUGCCCAAUGGAUUCAGGCUGGUGCAUAAUGAUAUUGUGGAGUUGCUCAAUAUUUUGAAGGAAUGUCCCAGAGAAAGACAUGCAGAGGAAGUUUGUACAGCACUUCCCUCAUUUACCAAACAGAAACUCUAUAGUGAGUGCAGAAAGUUAAUGUCUGCCUGUCAAAAGUGUGUGAAAGUAAAUCAGACUCCUGAUGAGAUGAUCCUUGGGGUUUCAGAAAGUUUCCGGGCCCUCUCACAGCUAACCGGGACAUGCUUCCAGCUUACAAGCUGCCUACAUUGUGCAAAUGCCCAUGCAGAAGUGAACAGUAACUUGAGAAAAGUUGUCAUGAUUUAUAAAAUCUUUGCGCAAGCCUCUGAGGAUGCAUGUGGCAAAAUGUCAGAUGAUUUAAGCAUGAAAUGUCUGGCUGAGCAAUGUGCUGCUAUAUCUGCAAGGGUUUUCAGUCUGAACCAGUUGUUCACAACUAAUUCAUUGUUAAAAUAGAAGGUAUUGUCGACAUGGGAGAAUACAAUUGCAAUUCCUAAAAGAUAACAGAGUGGUACACUACCCAUCCUUGCAGGCAACGUGUGUGUCAUACAAUGUGACACUGUGCUAAAAGUCAUAUGGUCUGUGCCAAUAAGGACUUAUUGUUAAAGAUGGAAGACAAUGUCAUAUUUUGAUAUUAACAUAGUUUUAUCAGUAGCUGCUUGCUCAUGCAGAAUUUCGAUGUACAUCAUAGGAAAUGUGAUUAAUUACUAAGAUGCUGACCUUUCAUCCAUAUAAACUGAGUUCUGAGUUCAAUCCAUUGAAUUAGGGUGAACAUUUCUUCCCAGCUCUGAUUGUAAGGGUUUUAGAGUUAUUAUGUUUUAUGGGAUAUAAUUCUUGUUCCUAAAGGAAAAUAGGUCAUGCCGUAAAAUUCCUUAACAUUUGGAAUGAAUCAGCAUGCAAUAUUUGUCUGCCGCUUGCGUGUGUCUGUGCACAAGCAUCCACCUGUGUGCAUGAGUCUGAGCAUGUGUGUGCGUAUGUGUGCGAGUGCAUAUGUGUGUGGUUACGACUACAAUGAUGUCUAUAUGGAUGUGGGUGUGUGAGUUGCAUUGUCUGACAGUAAUGGUGGUGAGUUAUUGUGAAAAUAGGCAAAAUAGAGGGAAUACGGCUUUAUUGGUCAGCAACUAACUUAGAUGCUCUCUUUCUUGAUGUGUUUGGUAAUAGAAAUAUGUGUAAUAACCUAGAGAAAGAAUGUUUCACAUGUUGAUGCUGACACCUUUCGUUUUACUGGAGAUAAAUAUGACAAUUACAAAGUACUGCUCCUAUUUCUAUUUAAUUUCAUUGAAUGGUAGAGAAUGGAUUUCCACCUGAGGAAUGGAACAAGCUGUGCUUCCCAUCACUUGGUAAGACUCACCUGAAAGCUUUAUCCAAAGAGUUGAUAUAAGUCAUGUGAUUGUGUGUACAGCUUCAUGAAAAUGGGCAAAGAUCUUGUUCAUUUUAGGUCAAUAUGGAAAGUGAAGUGGAUUUUCAUCUUUAUGGAUGGAAAUUGUUGUUCCAUGAAUAAUUUGGUCUGAAAACCACUUCCUAAUCUCAAGCCGAUGGUUAGAUCUUGAUAGAAGCUUCUACUUAUCAGGAAACAUUGUGAAAAUGUUAGAGAUUCUUCUGUUGUUUCCCUUAAAAUUUGUGAGCCUGGGGGUGACUUUGUGAUGUAUGUGAACCAGACAUGAUUUAAGCAUAUAAUUUAUGGCCAUGUUGUUGAAUACAGUAUGAAGGUCAGGAUGUUCUAACUGUGAAUGGAGUAACAAGAACAUCAUAUAACCAUAUAACCAUAUAACAAUUACAGCACGGAAACAGGCCAUCUCGACCCUUCUAGUCCGUGCCUAACACGUAUUCUCCCCUAGUCCCAUAUACCUGCGCUCAGACCAUAACCCUCCAUUCCUUUCUCAUCCAUAUAACUAUCCAAUUUAUUUUUAAAUAAUAAAAACGAACCUGCCUCCACCACCUUCACUGGAAACUCAUUCCACACAGCCACCACUCUCUGAGUAAAGAAGUUCCCCCUCAUGUUACCCCUAAUGUACCCCCUCAUGUUACAUCAACUGCAAUCUCCCAACCUCUUCUGCCUUCAAAUACCAGCCACUAUAUGGGAUGGCGAGUGGUGAAUUAUUUGUGGUGCUCUAUGGAAUAUUCUACUAAAGAAUGUCAGAAAUUCUACUAAAGGCAUAAAAGCAUAAAGUAUAUUCCUUGUUUUUCAUUCAUUUACUCAAAUGUCCUACAAUCUCCUCAAAACAUUAUAAAAUAAAAUGAAAAUAAUUCCAUCAUUGUAUACAGUAAAUAUUGUUGUUGUUCUAAACUCAGUGGUGCAGUAGUACAUUAAAUAGAGAAUUAUUUUCUCUUUCAACAUUAAUUCAAACAAAUAGACUUUUGUCCCUAUAAUUUAAAUGCUGAUUCUUUAUGUGCUGUUGCAUUUAUUUUCAGUAAAUUUCCAGAGUGUAGUUUCCCACUAUCUCCCAAUUCCCUGGAAGUCACUGUGACUUAUAUAUGGUUAUUUUAUAUGGUUAUAUAACCAUAUAAUAUAACCAUAUAACAAUUACAGCACGGAAACAGGCCAUCUCGACCCUUCUAGUCCGUGCCGAACACAUAAUCUCCCCUAGUCCCAUAUACCUGCGCUCAGACCAUAACCCUCCAUUCCCUUCCCAUCCAUAUAACUAUCCAAUUUAUUUUUAAAUGAUAAAAACGAACCUGCCUCCACCACCUUCACUGGAAGCUCAUUCCACACAGCUACCACUCUCUGAGUAAAGAAGUUCCCCCUCAUGUUACCCCUAAACUUCAGUCCCUUAAUUCUCAAGUUAUGUCCCCUUGUUUGAAUCUUCCCUACUCUCAGUGGGAAAAACUUUUCCACGUCAACUCUGUCUAUCCCUCUCAUCAUUUUAAAAACCUCUAUCAAGUCCCCCCUUAACCUUCUGCGCUCCAAAGAAUAAAGCCCUAACUUGUUCAACCUUCCUCUGUAACUUAGUUGCUGAAACCCAGGCAACAUGCUUGCACAGCUUGUUCCAGGAUUUUCCUAUUCUUUCACUACAUUUACAAAGACAAGGGUUUUGAUCUCUUGCAGAAAGUUGCUCCAUUGAGUCGAGGUUGGACAAACUUAGAUUUUCUCAGGUACGCAGGAGGUUGAAGGGAGACCUGAUAUAAGUAAACAAAAUUGUCAUAGGGUAGACGAUCAGAGCCUUUUUCCCAGGGUAUAAAUGCCAAAGAUAGAGGGCAUAGCUUUAAGUUCAGAGGGGUAAAGUAUCAAGGAGAUGUAUUGGGCAAGUUUUUUACACAGUGGGUGGUGGUGCCUGAAACGUGCUGCCAGGGGUGGUGGUGGAGGCAGAUGCAAUAGUGGUGUUAGAUAGGCUUUUAGAUAGUCACAUGGAUAUGCCAGGAAUGGAGAGAUAUGGAUCAUGUGCAGGCAGAUGAGAUUAGUUUAUCUUGGCAUGUUCGGCACAGACAUAUGGGCCAAUGGGCCUGUUCCUGUGCUGUACUUUUCUGCGUUCAAUGUUAAUUCAAAUUAUGAACCCCAAGCCUUCUCCAUUGUGCAGAUCACGGGUUUGAGGCUAUAUAUAAUAAACCAUCCUCACCUAAGUUGCUCAGUAUUUUACAGUGGGGAUUAUGGACGAAGAAGCAUCAUUAAAUGCAGUCAACAUUCAUCACGUCUCUAUUGUCUCUUCAUGCUGUCCUAUGGAUGGCCAUUACAUUUUCACACUGCCUUUGUAUUGUAGCACAUUAUUAACAAGGUAAAGGGAAAGGUCAAAUUGAAACAUCAUUUGUGUUUCUUUCCCCAUUGAUUAUGGGUGCUUGCAAUAUUUUCUGUUUUUGCAAAGCAUAUGGCUAUUUAUUAUUCAGCACAAAGUGACACUAAAAGUAAAUAUCACAUUAUUCAUUAAUAUUGUUUUAGUUCUCAUCUCCAUGUUUGAACAUCCGCACUGCCCUAGUCCCCCCUACCUUAGUAACCUCCUCCACCUUUACUCUGUGAACUCUGCAUCCAUCUUUUAUUGUGACACAUAGACUCAACACGGGGCCUGUUGAGUCUGCUGCGUGGAUCUUAGGGCAAGCCUAUGAGUCCAAUCCCCAACAUAUUUCCUUGUAACUUUUAAUCCCACACAGGCCAAUUAAGUUUGUUCAAGUUCAAGUGAGUUUAUUGUCAUGUGUCCCUGAUAGGACAAUGAAAUUCUUGCUUUGCUUCAGCACACAGAACAUAGUAGACAUUUACUACAAAACAGAUCAGUGUGUCCAUAUACCAUAAUAUAAAUAUAUAUUAACAGCCCACUAUGAUGAAUCUGCAGCAGCCAAUUUACCUACCAGACACCAUUUCUUUGGGAUGCACAACGAAACCAGAGCACUCAAGAGAACAUGUAAAUUCAACAAAAACAGCACCAGAAGACAGAGUCCAAUCUAUUAGAGCUGCGAAAUAGUUGCACUACCUGCAGAGGCACUGUGACAUCCUAAUUUAUAAACAGUCUACCGUGAUUUGAUUCGAUUGGGUUGCUGUGACUGCAAUGCAGAGCAAAAACCACUGUAUGAUCAUAGCCACACACUCCACUUUGUCUACUUGUGUUUUGCCCACUUGUAUUAUUCCACCAUUCAGGCAGUAUUUCAGCCACCUCGGUCAUAACAUCUAUUAUUCCUUCCAGAUCUCUCUAGCUGUCAACAUUCCUCUAUUUCUCAAGCUUUAACUUCUCUCUUUCUUGCAGUUUUAAUUCAGCUAUCCCCUUGCUUUCUCCAUUAGUUCAGCUUAAUUAUUCACUGUGCUAAUGCUCCUUUGAGGUGUCUAUAGAUAUUUUACUCUGCUAAAGGCACAGAUGCAAAUAAAUGGAAUUGCUAGGACUGUGCUGCAGGUCAGGAAAGAAAGAGAGAGAGAGAGGGGAGAAAGAGAAAAAUAGAGCUGGAGAUACCAUUUCAUAUCAAUGAUCUUUUGUUACACAACUAAAUAAAAGCAAGUUGAAUUCAUUGUUUUGGUUUCUAUGGGAAUGGUAAAAGCCCAUUCUUGCAAUACAGGAUGAUGUUCUGUGGCUGGGUUUAAAGUGAGCAUUGGACCAUAGCCUGUGCUGAGACCAUUGCUUCUGUUGUUGGCAGUGUCAGGUCUUAAUCCCCAACUGCAGAAAAGAGGCAAGAGAGGGGUAGUUAAAAACAAGAAUGUUACUUAAUGCUUGUUAUCGAAUGUUACUCGAUCCCUUCCAACCAUUUCCAGUGCUUGGGAUGAUAUGUGUCGUGUCAACCCAGCCUCUGUUAUAGCUGCAAUCCCCUGUUAUAGUGAUAUUCCCAUCCACUUCUGCUACCUCUCUUCCUCCAUGUCUCUGUCAUUCCCAUUCUUGGGCCUUUCUGUGUGUAGAGUUCUAGUCCUGCACAGUUCUAGUCCAUAGAGACAUGAAUUGCUGCAAAGGACCACCCCCCUGAGUUGGGAUAUUGCAGAAGGCUAUGAUGAUGAAAUUGGGUUUGACCGAUGAUUUAGUCUUCUUCAGCAAGUUGUUUGCCAACUCACAGCAUUUUCUUACUUUCUUUUACCUUGUGCAAGAUGAACUGGUGUUUUCCAAUAAUCUUAUAACAACCACACAAGUCUUCCGCUGCAAACGGUGGCCCAUAUUUGUAAUCAACUCCUUAAGAAUGCCAUUUGUUGGAAACUAGCCUUGAGCUUGCGAAUGACCAUCGGUGAAAGAUUGUUUCCUCAGAGUACAACCUCCAAAAAAAAGAUGAGUCAUCAAUGUCACCAGGUCACAUCACAGAUCACAUCAUACCUUUACUACUCUGAAAGAUUCUCCUUUUGGAGAUCAAAUUACUUUGAAUACCCUGCUCAUUUCCCGUAUGAACAUGUGGUCUGAGAGCAGGUUAAACCUCAUGCUGUACCUCAUUCUACUUGCUUCAGAUACUGAUUUCUGUCACCUUGUUUGAAGAACGGUCUCGACCCGAAACGUCACCUUCAGGUCACCUUCGACCCCAAAUGUCUUCUUUCCAGAGAUGCUACCUGUCCCGCUGAGUUACUCCAGCAUUAUGCGUCCACCUUACCUUACUAUUGUCCUGAAUCUACUGAAUCAAUGGCUGAGAGAAUGGAAGUUGUCCUUAAUUCUGGUGAAAUUUCUCCUGUCCAAAAAUCACAGCAGAAUUGCUUCUCAAUUUGCCUGUGCCCCACAUUGGUCUGUGGCACAGCCAUUAGGAGCACCAGAAACUCCAGAAAUCCUCUCCUGCCUAAAACUUGGCUACAAAAUAGGUUUCUCAUUCAUUCAACAUUUCCAUUCAAGCAAAAUCUGCUCAGGCUUAAAGUUCUUCACUGCAUACUUAACUUACAACUGACUUGAAAUUGAUCAUGUUUUUCACCAAAUAAACUUAAUCCCUUGAGGGUAAUAACCACUAGCAGCAAAUCCAAAUGGAUUUUCCAAACAAGUAGUAAAGAACUAAAAUCCAAAUUGAUUGCACUUGGAAAGCAUUUAGCAUCUAUAAGAGAAAAUCUAUGCAAAAGUAUGAAAUGUAAAAUUAGAUCCUAUUUAUGUGCGUGUGAUUUUACUGUUCACUAACUGAAGCUUGAUUCUUCUUCCUAGACUUUGCUUCUGCAGUCUAUUAUAUGAUAACCUGACAUAUUGCCAUGGAAUUUGCACCACUGAAGUCUUUCAUUACAACAGUUAAAUGAGAAUGAAAGAAUGCAUUGGAGUGUCAAAAUCAUGGUAAAAUAUUUUUAGACUUUAAUUUGCCUGUGAAUAUACAAUGCACUUUGCACCUUUUCCUAUUGAACUGAUCCAAGAGACAGCAUUGUCACACCUGUAUGGCACACUACCAAGCUUGAGAAUUCGUCUUGAUAAUAAAAUAGGUAUUUAGUGCGACUUUGUAUUGGUAAUGUGAUUAUAAAAUUGUUCAUUGAUUGUUUAUAGGCUGUGGAGCAAAAAUGAACACUAAAAUAUCUUAGAUUCUUAGAGCAUAUUUUAAUUAUGCUCAUUUGAAUGUCCUCCUUAUAGUAUUAUAUAUUUUGCUACAAAACAUGUUUGCUAAGCAAUUGUUUGAAACACAUUACUCUAUGUAUAAGCUACUGCUGUUAGUUGUCCUGAGCUUUCUCCUUUAAUAAGACUUAGGUUUAUUGAAAUUAUCAAGGAACCUUCCAUUGAAAAUAAAAUUUAAAUGGG
Leucoraja erinaceus (little skate) is the source of this 11800-nucleotide messenger RNA. It is a transcript of the gene frmpd1a, whose product is annotated as FERM and PDZ domain-containing protein 1. The transcript has 15 exons. The coding region runs from base 633 to 5174 and encodes 1513 amino acids. Gene Ontology annotation, cellular component: cytoskeleton. The record is from RefSeq and is a predicted model, not a curated record. Gene Ontology annotation, molecular function: protein binding. Lineage: Eukaryota; Metazoa; Chordata; Chondrichthyes; Rajiformes; Rajidae.